Naegleria gruberi is the source of this 3745-nucleotide messenger RNA. RefSeq lists its product as uncharacterized. Gene Ontology annotation, molecular function: TBP-class protein binding; RNA polymerase II general transcription initiation factor binding; RNA polymerase II general transcription initiation factor activity. Gene Ontology annotation, biological process: transcription by RNA polymerase II; RNA polymerase II preinitiation complex assembly. Gene Ontology annotation, cellular component: transcription factor TFIID complex. Lineage: Eukaryota; Heterolobosea; Eutetramitea; Acrasida; Naegleriidae. The record is from RefSeq and is a predicted model, not a curated record. The transcript has a single exon. The coding region runs from base 1 to 3726 and encodes 1241 amino acids.
AUGGUGAAAAAGAAGGAAAGCGAUAUCGGUUUAUCCCUCCUGCUUGGUAACUAUGAUGAUAUCCUUGACAAGGAUAUGGUAAGCAGCUUGGGAGGUAUUGGUAACAAGUUCGGAUUUGGUUUUAUGGAUGAGGAAAAAAAAGAUGAUGAAAGUGAUGAUGAUAGUUUAAUUAGUGAUGAAGAGUAUACGGGAUUGGAGCAAGACGCUUCUUUCGAAGAAGAAUAUCCAGCUAAAUUUGUUUUAUCGGUUGAUGAUGAUGAAAAUCCUCUGUUACGAUUUUCCGAACUCUUUGGAGCUAAAGAGCAAAAGAAGAACAAACAUAAAGCCUUCAACAUGAAAGGAUUAAUACAAAAGAUGAAAGAUCACGCAAAAGUUACCUAUAAUUUGGAAGAUGGAGAUGACGAUGAAGACUUGUUUUUCGAGAAUGACAUUCGGGUUGAUCCUUCUACAAAACUAACAGAGACAGCAAGUGUUGAUCAAUCUUCCGAAUCGGCUGAAGAUGAAAAGCCAUCCUCUGUAAAUUAUUUAAAACAAUCACAAAUGGAUAUAAUUUCUCAACGUUGUUCCGUAGAAAAUGUUGAUCAAGUCAACUGGGAAGAGAACAUUGUAUGGGAUUUGGUGAAACUUGAAGACAAGGAAUCCAAAAAACAACCAGAACAAACAACACCUAAGCCAGUAUUUGAAACUAACAAAUCCUCUAUUUUGGGAUUAAAUACAAUUUUCAGUUCCCACAAAGACUUUCAAAGCAACAAAAUUAAUGAAGUUCCUGAUUUGAGUGGAAUUCCCAAACUCAACACAAAGCAGGAAGGAGCUUGGGGUGAAAUAGCUGAAAAAAGUGAAGAAACCAAACCAAAAGAUACAUCAAAAUCAGCAAAUACUGAAACAAAAGAUGCUCAGACUCCUUCUGCCACAAGCAAUACAUCAACUACAACACCUCUCAUAAAGGAGCAGGAACCAAAUCCUUCCCAACCUCAUAGUACUGAUUUGGCCGAGUCAGAUCCAAACUUUCCAAGGGAUGAAAGUAAAAAACCAAAGAGAAAAUAUACAAGAAGAAAGAAGAAGGAAAGGGAGGAAGAAGAAGAAUCAAAGUUCAAGAACAGAAUCAGCACACUCAGAAAGGUUACAUUUGACCCUGUUGCUGACGAUUAUGACGACGAACAAGUCAAAUUCUUGAAUGAACAAUUAAUGAAUGGAGAUUGGAUGGAUGAUAUUUAUUGGGAUGAAUAUGAUGCCAGCAAGAAACAAGCUAAAAAUACCAAACUUAUCAUUGACAUGAACGACAAGUCAAUGUUUUUCAAUGAGUCUGAUGGCCAAUCCAAUGUAGACAAGGAUGAAAUAUUUGAUACUAUUGAAUAUAACAUUUACAACAUUUCAAAUGACAGCAAAUAUGAAGGUCAAACUAUCAAGGACCAAUCUCAAAAGACAACAGCUAAGAAGUAUACUGUCAGACAUUCCCAACCUGCACUCAAAUUGGAUCCAAAAUUGUACAGAAGCUAUAUUCCUGAUAAUGAAUUGCGUAGACACCACCACAGAAAGAACAAAUUCAAAAAUAAUGAAAUAAUGACUGUAGUUUUCAGAAAACCAAAGAAAGAGAAAAAAAAGUCAAAAAAGAGAAAGGACAUUGAAAAAAAGCAGGACCUAUCUGCGAACGAUCACCGUGUUAUUCUUAUGGAAUAUGUUGAAGAACGUCCAUCCUUGCUUAACAACGUUGGUAUGGGUACUAUGAUAAUGAACUAUUACAAAAAACCAAAUUCUGCCUUUGACAGUGUUCCUGAGUGUGAAGAUGGUAUUCCAAUUGUUGUAGAAUCUGAGGAUGGUGUACCAUUGAUUAAUACUCUUGUAGAUGGAGAAUUUUUUACAACAACUGAAAACAACAUGUUCCGUGCUCAAAUCUUCAAACAAGAAGUCAAAAGCACAGACUUUUUACUCUGUACAAGAAAGGCUUCAGGUGGCAAAACCAAAUUCUAUAUUCGUGAAAUUCCAAGAGAGUAUGUCGUUGGCCACACUCAACCACAAGUUGAAGUAACUCCACCAAGAACUCGUGCUUCUGAAAGUUACACCAACAAUAGACUUACCUUAUUUAUUUACAGAUCUUUCCUAGACCAGAUGAAGAAAGGAAAGAAACAACUCAAAAUCAAAAUUGAUGAUAUCAAGGAAGCAUUCCCAGAUUUUCCUCAUCAAACAAUCAGAGAAAGACUCAAAGCUUUGGCAACCUAUGAUAGAGGAAGUGGUGUUUGGACAGCCCAUCCAUCAAAACCUAUUCCAUCAGAGGAGGAAUUACAAAAUUUGGUCUCACCUGAAAUGGUUUGCAUUAAUGAAUCUAUGCUUUCAGGUGAUUUAAGAUUGAAUGACAAGGGUAUUGACGAUGAAGCAUCCAUGGUCGCCUUUGAACUUUCAUUUGCAAGAGUUGAAGAGAAGUAUCGUGAUACUAUUAGAUUUAUCGAGAGAGAAAAGAUUGAAUUACCUUGGGAUAAAACUAAUAACUUCCACUUGUGCUUUAAAGGUGGUAAGGAAGGUGUCAAGUUACAACUCUUAGGAGUUAUUCACCAAAAUAUUACAAAUCCUGACAAACUUAAGCAAUUAGUGGAAGAAACCGAGAAGAGAAUUCAAAGCGAAAUUGAAGAAAUUUUACCUUCCAUGACAGAUACUGAGGCUAAGAGGAUUUUAAUCAAUAACAAGUAUACAGAAGACCAAUUGAAGAAUAUGACAAGAGCUGAUAGAAAGAUGAAUGCCAGAAAAAUUCUUAAACAACAAGGUUAUCAACCAGGUGUAGAAUAUGUAAAUAGAGAAACAUUAUUUGACAUUAAUACCAACAGUGCUAUGGAUAAUACCAAUGGUGCUAUGGAUAAUAAUGCCAUUGAUAGCAGAAAGAAUGCUAAAGAUAUUGCCAGAAUUAACAUUUUCAAAGAAGUGUUACAAGAUGUCUACUUUAGAGAGGCCAUCAAAUUACAACGUGGCUUGAAUUUCUACGAGACACCUGAUGACAUUAUUGACAAGUUGGUGGAACAAAAGCUUGGCCGAUCAAAGGCAGAUAAGGAGGAGUUGGAUAAGUUAAUGAAUAGCUCUAUCCAACAAAAACUCAAAGAAAUGGAUGAGGCUGAGGCUGAAACUGGUAAAAAAAAACGUGGCAGAAAGAGUAAACAGCCAAGUGUUGUUGAAAUUGGAAAACGUUAUGUGAAGAAGACGACAUUUAUUGCCAAUGACGAUGGCACUCAAACUGAAAAGGUUGAACUUAUCAAGAAUCCAACCCAGGUCAGUUAUUAUGAAUUGGUCAGUAAGGGCAAAAGAAGAGCCAAACACUUUUUGGGUGCAACAGAAGAGGAAGUUUUACUUGUAGGACCAAGAGAAAGAGGUAGACUUCAAGCUCUCUCCAGAGAAUUCAAAAAGAAGUUCCGUUCUGAUAAGCACACAGCUAGUGAGAAACUGAAUCAGGACAAGAAGAAGAAAACCACAGCCAUCAAGAAUGCCUCUGUUACAACAACCAGAAAGCAACAAACUAAACAAAAAAAGUUGAAGAGGGAACAGAAGAAAGAGGAAGAAAUUCAAAAGAAGGAAAAGAGAGCUGCCAUCAUCAAAAAGCUGGACAUAAGUGAUGGCACUCCAAUUAUUUCAGAUAAGAAAGACAAGAAGAAAAAGAAAGAACGUUCUGAAGGGGAAAAGAAACGUAAAUCAACUUCUGACUCAGGUUCCUCUAAGAAGAAAACCAAGAAUGAAAAAGUGGCUUAAAUAAAUUGUUUUUUUAUUG